AAGCAAUUCGGAUUUCUAACCUUAGCUAAUAUUUAAUAUUGAUUAUAUUAUAUAAAUUGUCAUUGAUAGAAAAUCCGUGGAAUUGUUGAGCGUUGAUUUAUUCGACCUGUCAUUAAAAUAGGAACGUAGUAUUUAAGAAGAUUCUAUUCUAAAUUGUAUGCUGAAACAUAUGUAAUGCAAUCCCUGCGGUCGCUAUUUGUACAGAACUCAAUCAUAAUGAUGCGUGGAGCAAAGAUUAUUAGUCUAAAUGGAUGGUGUCACAGGCAACGGUCAUGGACGUCCAUUCUGCGGCGGUUAUACGUAACACAAGUGAAAUGCACAAUUCCUUUAAUUCAGAAAUGCAGUAUUACACAAACCGCUUCUGAAAACAAUCGCGAAAACAAACCAAAGAACAACCCGGACUUGGAUAACAAACACAAUAAAAGCUCUGAGGAUUUAGAUCGCGCUUUCAAUGUCCUGCAGAGUACGUUGCCAAAACUGUUUGUGGAGCCCCUUGACUAUUCCAUAUAUAGUCCAAAUUUAAUAUUUCAAAAUAACAUAACUGGCAAAUAUACGGUAGGUCUGUACCACUAUGUUAAGCAAAUCGCGAUUCUACGAACCGUGGGUCAUUUGAAGUAUGCGUAUGUUAAAUUCGAGAUAUUAAAAAUAACGAAACAUCACGAAGAUUGUACAGUUCGGAUCAGAUGGCGAGUGAGGGGCAUAUCAGGCUUAAAAGUAAUGUUUCAAUUUUGGAAAUACAAAGUGUGGCAGCUACAAGAAGUCCUAAAAGACCAGGAGGCGUGGUACGAUGGAUAUUCGAUAUGCUUCCUUGGCGAUGAUGGCUUAAUUGGCAAGCAUAUCGUUGACAAAAUAAUGCCAGAUGAGAGUCGCGAAAUCGUUAGCAGCGCUUCCGGUUCAGCGUUACCAACUGGAUCCGUGGCGGCAACGGCGACGGUAUCACAAAAGAUCAAUUUUCAUCCUAAUGAAUAUUUAUUGUACCCACUUACGAAAUUAAACUAAAAUAGUUAGGGCCACAUCAAAUGUGUGUCAAAGAUUACUUAACAAAUAAAAUUUUUUUGUUUUAAAUA
Drosophila hydei is the source of this 1067-nucleotide messenger RNA. RefSeq lists its product as uncharacterized. The transcript has a single exon. The record is from RefSeq and is a predicted model, not a curated record. NCBI's taxonomy places the organism in Eukaryota, Metazoa, Arthropoda, Insecta, Diptera, Drosophilidae. The coding region runs from base 175 to 999 and encodes 274 amino acids.